Molecule: messenger RNA, 3801 nt
Organism: Hippocampus zosterae (dwarf seahorse)
Lineage: Eukaryota; Metazoa; Chordata; Actinopteri; Syngnathiformes; Syngnathidae
Gene: camk1a
Product: calcium/calmodulin-dependent protein kinase Ia
Exons: 12
Coding region: 335-1489 (384 amino acids)
Biological process (GO): peptidyl-serine phosphorylation
Cellular component (GO): intracellular anatomical structure
Molecular function (GO): calmodulin binding; ATP binding; calcium/calmodulin-dependent protein kinase activity
Source: RefSeq, a predicted model, not a curated record
AUUGAAUGAUUCGUGCUUCCCCAAAUUAUUUUAUUACAUGAUUUUAUUUACAACCCAAAUCUCUCAGUCUCAGCAUUUGGAACGAUAGCUCAUUUUUUGAUUGACAACGUAUUAUAUUCCCCCCUGCCCCCUCCCGCCCCAUCCAGUGAUUUCAUGCUGCACUACGUUCACAGUCGUGCGUGUCUUUGACGUCAGGAGAGCACAAGCGGAGCGGAAGCGCUGCGCACAAGCCCGGCCAGCAGCAUCAGCAUCUCUCCCGGAGGCAAAGAGCGCACAAUCCCGGGCACAGAUCGCCAUUUAGCUGUAGUGUGGUGAAUCCCAUCAGUGCGACAGGAUGCCCCUAGGAGAGGACAGCAAUGGGUGGAAGAAGAAGACGUCCGACAUUAAAGAGCAUUAUGACUUCAAAGAAGUGCUGGGGACGGGUGCUUUCUCUGAGGUGCUUCUUGCCGAGGAGAAGAGGACACAAAGGCUGGUGGCUAUCAAGUGCAUCCCCAAGAAAGCGCUGGAAGGCAAAGAGAACAAUAUAGAGAAUGAGAUCGCGGUACUGCACAGAAUCAAGCACCCUAACAUCGUCUCGCUGGAGGAUAUCUUCGAAAGCACGUCUCAUCUGUACCUCGUCAUGCAGCUAAUCGUGGAGAAGGGCUUCUACACAGAGAGAGAUGCCAGCCAGCUCAUCCACCAGAUCUUGGAUGCGGUUAAAUAUCUUCAUGAUAUGGGGAUCGUGCACAGAGACUUGAAGCCGGAGAAUUUGUUGUAUUACAGCAUGGACGAAGACUCUAAGAUCAUGAUCAGUGACUUCGGCCUGUCCAAAAUUGAGGGAGCGGGCAGCGUUAUGUCUACAGCCUGCGGGACUCCCGGAUAUGUAGCUCCUGAGGUGCUCGCGCAGAAGCCGUACAGCAAAGCAGUCGAUUGCUGGUCCAUAGGAGUCAUUUCUUAUAUUUUACUUUGCGGUUAUCCUCCAUUUUACGACGAAAACGAUGCCAAGUUAUUUGAACAAAUCCUGAAGGCAGAGUAUGAAUUUGACUCGCCGUACUGGGACGACAUCUGCGAUUCAGCGAAAGACUUCAUCUGCCAUAUGAUGGAGAAAGAUCCUUCUAAAAGAUACACAUGUGAACAGGCCCUCCAGCACCCAUGGAUCUGUGGAGACACAGCUCUGGACAAGAACAUCCAUGAAUCCGUCAGUGCUCAAAUCAAGAAGAACUUUGCCAAAAGCAAGUGGAAGCAAGCGUUCAAUGCCACGGCAGUGGUGCGUCACAUGCGCAGGUUGCAGCUGGGGACCAGCGUGGAGGGACCUAGUCAGAUCACCCCGACCAGCCCCUGCCACGGACUCCUGCUGCCAGAGGAGGAAGAGGAAGAUGAGUUGGGGAAUGGCGAGAACGACAGUUUGUCCCAUUACAGCGAUGACCGCCGUGGAAGUGCAGAGGGCAGCACAGACAGAGACAGCCUGAGGAGCUGUACUUACUGCUGCAGGCCGGCCAGUCGCAUCUGAACACAACCUCACUGUCUUUUGUUUAAUUGACUUUUCUUCCCUUCCCAAAAUGAUUUUAUUUAGACCCUCUGGAGUGCACAGAGAACUGGUGCUCACCCAGUCUGGCCAGGAAUGCAGAGUAGCGAUCGUAAGGUGUCCAGUGCGUGGACCAUUAUCUUGAGACAGUCCCCGAAUGGCAGACAUCGUCAUGCCUACCCUUAGGUUAGUUGUGACAUCUAUCUAGUUUUACCCUUUCAGGGACAGUGGUUACUACAGUGCACAGUUUAUCGUGUUAUCAGGUUACAAGGUGCAUAAAGGGGUUAAUUAAAGGCCAUCUGCUCGUUUUGCCUUCAUUCGGCCCCAUGCCAAAAUCCAUGCAUUCUUUAUAUCUCCACAAGGGGGUGCUAAAGACUAAAUGCAUGCUUGCAGGCUCAUCAGAUGGCCCUGUGCGGCCACAAACUUUAUAUCGUACAUACCAGGAACCCACCACUCCUGGGAAGUGGCCACUGAGCUUAGAUUGUCAGAGAGUGUCAUCAGAAUGGUGCAACAUAGCGACUGGAAGACUCCCAGAAAAAUUUAGAAGUGGAGAUCAUUCAUGGAGCCAUCACCUGUUGUGAAUUUGGGCAUUCCUGACAGAAGCACAAGUGGUGCAGAAAGGACCGAAACAUUGAGCAGUUUUCAAAUUGUUUACCUGUAAGGGUUAUAGUGUAUUGUACCUGUAAUUUACUUCUGAGUGUGAAUCAGGCCAUGUUCAGUUGAACCCAAAGCAGAUAGACUCGCAGGAAACCUCAUGUGGUUACACAGAUUAACUGUACCUUCAGCCAUCGAGUGGAAAAUAAUGUACCGUAAUGGUUUUGUUAGUAUCUAAGUUGACCGGCAAUGAUUGAUGAACAAAGGUACAUAUUUGUAAUAAGGCCCGACCUAUUAAUCGGUUACAAGCAAUGCUUUGGUGAGCUGUGCAAGUUGUGCAAGUAAUUUGUAGUAAAUAAAUAAUACUUUUCAGACUAAUUAAGUGAAAACGAAUAAUUUCUUGAAGCACAAUAAAUGAGCUUUCAAGAUAUACUCAAUAGAAAUGCUUAGGAGUCACUGGUCAAAGUGGUGCGUUUAAACGAUUGUUCUGGCUCAGACUGGGUUGGUAAGAAGCGGUUCUGACCUGAAAGUGUAUGCAUGUCGGGAGGGUCGGGGGUUGCGGGAGGGAGGAAGGGGGGUUGGACAACAUGAAAGCUUAUGAAGAUUAUUUUUUUGAGGGGGUUUGUUUUAUGGCUGUUUUGUUGUUAGAGUCUCACACUGAGAUCCCCUCACCCCCAAUCCCUAUCCUACAACAUUUGUUGUAAUAGGACGUGCCACUCAGUCUCAAAAGUGCAUGAUGUGGAAAAGUCCCCCUCCCUUCCAAAAAGAUCAAUCAUCCAUUUUCUAUGCGAAAAGGUAGACGACACCCUGGACUGCUUUCCAGUCAAUCACAACUUAAGUGUUCAAACCCACACAAGUCAGGCGACUGAGUCGUUAUAUCAUCAGUGAUCCCCCCCACCCCCGCCCCUCCCUCAUGCAAAAAUUUAACCCACAAAUUCUCAUCAUAUAAACUAAAAAAAUGCUUGCUCAAUCGUUACUGUCUGGGAUCUCAGUGUGGGCGCUUGGCCUGCUCUGUGCUGUGCAACCUCUAGUGGAAGUUGGUCUACUGUUUGCAUGACCUGGUUAAUUCAAUAUGUUUACAUGAAUGAUAACUUAGUAUACACAUGAUGAUGACUAUGAUUAUUAUUUUUUUUAAUUAUUAUCUUUAUUAUUAUUAUUGCUACUCUGUGGUAUUGACAAUGAUGUACUUGAAAUUCUUUUGAGCUCUAUAAUGUGAAGUGAGUAAAACCAAAAGUAAUGUUGACAAAGUACAAAAACACAGCACAGUAGACGUAUUGUUUGACAUUUCUCGCAAAUGAUUAUUAUGUUUUGCGUUUAUUCAUUUGUAAAUGACUACUUGGACAAAAGUAUUGGGACACAUUACAUCUACAAGAAGGGAACACGGAGGAAAAUAUGGAGCUGGUCCCUCUUUACAACGUUAAUAACCCCCCUUUUACACAGAGAAUCUGCAAAAUGUAACAGAAGAUUUUCCUCACCUGAGACUUUUACACAGAAGUCAGCAAAAUAGUGUCUUUGGAUACAAGUUUUUUGAAGAUAUAAACCGCCGUGCUGUUUGGUGUUUGUGAACUCAACUCACGUCAAAACAAGCAGCAGUUUGGUAGACAGUAAACAAUUUUUUAAAAAGAAAAAAGAGGCAUCAAGUUGUUGACUGCCAUUCCCGCUUGGAGUUUACUGUCAAACGAAACAUAAAACAACUUGACUUA